AUGCGAGUUUCAACACUCCUCCUUUUCUGUCUCCUCCUAGUACUUCUUGCUGUUUCAACGUACGGACGCCAUUCACACCAUGAACACAGUCCCUAUCAAGUAAGGAGAUACCAUAAAAGGCACCACGCUUCGUCUCUCGAACGAAAACUUGCGCUUCGUCGCAGGGCACUCAAAAGAAGAGCGACCCACGACUUCCACAAGGCCUACUUGGAGACGCUGGGCGGAGGCAAGGUGGACAACGAGAAGGCAAAGGAGUUAGCGAGGCGCAGGCAAAAGGGCAAGCCUAGAUACAACUAA
This is a messenger RNA of Mesocestoides corti, 297 nucleotides long. The record is from the annotation of a GenBank genome assembly. NCBI's taxonomy places the organism in Eukaryota, Metazoa, Platyhelminthes, Cestoda, Cyclophyllidea, Mesocestoididae.